Plectropomus leopardus (leopard coralgrouper) is the source of this 3135-nucleotide messenger RNA. NCBI's taxonomy places the organism in Eukaryota, Metazoa, Chordata, Actinopteri, Perciformes, Serranidae. The record is from RefSeq and is a predicted model, not a curated record.
AUGAGAUUCCGGUAUUACCAGAACGUCUGCACGUUUAGCUAUUCCUCUGUGUGGUGGGACUGGCCGAGAUGGGAGAGAGAGAUUGACUGGAUGGCACUCAAUGGAAUUAAUUUGCCACUGGCUUUCACUGGCCAAGAGGCCCUGUGGCUGGAGGUUUACCGAGCUAUGGGGUUAAACCAGUCGGAGAUCGAAGAGUUUUUCUCUGGCCCGGCGUUUCUCGCCUGGAACCGAAUGGGAAACGUCUUCAAGUUUGGCGGGCCUCUGCCACAGUCCUGGCAUGUGAACCAGCUCUACCUCCAAUUUAAAAUCUUGGAGCGUAUGAGAUCCUUUGGCAUGAUUCCCGUGCUGCCAGCCUUUUCUGGGAACAUUCCCAAGGGAAUUAUCAGGUUGUAUCCAGAAGCCAAUGUAACCAGACUGGGGCCUUGGUCUCACUUCAACUGCAGCUACUCCUGCUCCUAUGUUUUAGACCCUCUUGACCCACUUUUCCUCCAGAUCGGGUCCCUCUACCUGUCCCAGGUAGUGAAGCAGUUUGGUACAGAUCACAUCUACAACACGGACACCUUCAAUGAGAUGACACCACCCUCCUCUGACCCUGCCUAUCUGUCUGCAGUCAGUCGCUCUGUCUUUGCAUCAAUGUCCGCAGUUGACCCUCAGGCAAUUUGGCUGAUGCAAGGCUGGCUGUUCUUUAGUGACGCAGCAUUCUGGAAGCCGGCCCAGAUUCAGGCCUUACUACAUGGAGUUCCUGUCGGAAGAAUGAUCGUGCUGGACCUGUUUGCGGAGACCGAGCCAAUUUUUUCCUACACAGAGUCUUUCUAUGGACAGCCCUUUAUCUGGUGCAUGCUGCACAACUUUGGGGGCAACAGUGGAUUCUAUGGCACAGUGGAGAGCAUCAAUUCAGGGCCAUUCAAAGCCUUACAUUUCCCAAACUCCACGCUGGUGGGCAUUGGCAUAACACCUGAGGGCAUUGAGCAGAAUCCUGUGAUGUACGAGCUGAUGAGCGAGCUGGCUUGGCGCAAAGAGCCAGUCAACUUGUCCAAGUGGGUGUCUCUGUAUGCAUUACGCCGCUACGGCAGCACGCAAGAGAAUCUGACCGCCGCGUGGAGGCUCCUGUUCGCCAGCGUCUACAACUGCACGCUACCACAUUACCGGAACCACAACCACAGCCCCCUGGUGCGCCGGCCGUCCUUCCACAUGAAUACUGACCUCUGGUAUGAUCCAGCUGAUUUGUACAAAGCCUGGAAACUGAUUAUUGAGGCAGCUCCAUCUCUCAUGACCAAGGAGACCUUUCAGUAUGAUCUAGUGGAUGUCACUCGGCAGGUUCUCCAAGUCCUGACAAGCUCUUUUUACCAGGAUAUCGCAGAUGCCUUCCAUAACCAGAAGUUGCCAGAGCUGCUGACUGCAGGCGGAGUGCUGGUCUAUGACCUGCUACCUGAGCUCAAUCGUUUGCUGAAUAGUGACCGCAACUUCCUGUUGGGGACAUGGCUGGAGAGGGCCAGAUCUUUAGCCCUCGAUGAAAAGGAGGCUGAGCUCUAUGACAUGAAUGCCCGAAACCAGCUCACUCUCUGGGGUCCCAGUGGAGAAAUCCUGGACUACGCCAGCAAAGAGUGGGGAGGCCUAAUGGAGGACUACUAUGCCCAGCGAUGGGGCCUCUUUGUUCACACCCUGGUAGGGUGUUUGGACAGCGGACGACCGUUCAGGCAGGACGCCUUCAACCAGGCAGUUUUUCAGGUAGAAAAGGGAUUCAUUUACAACAGUCGAAAGUACCCGACCAAGCCUCAGGGAGACACAUACGAGAUCGCUCGCAGGAUCUUUCUCAAGUACUACCCACAGGCCUUGAAGAGGCUAUAGUGAGCAGAGCUUCAUUUUGGAAAAUCUUGUCUCAAGUCACAGCAAGAAGAAUGUCUUCCUCCACCUCCACCUUCAUGGCUUUCCCAAAACAUUUUGAUGUAGAAAGUCUAACAACCUGAAUUUACAGGAACAACCUGUUUUGCACAUGUAGUAGAGGCAGAGAUGGACAGAUGUGCAUGUUGUAGGGGGAAAAGGAUUUUCACUUUACAUUCACACUGAUUAAAUAUCCAACUAUGGCUUCUAAAAGAGGACAAGGAGGAGAUGAAGGCCUGUUAACGACUUCCAGAAGACUGUAUGAAGGUGCAGAUUUGAUGUUGAAUUUCACCUGUAUGUCCUGUGGUACUGUUUUGUAUCCCACAGCUCUUACAGAAAAAAACAUGGAAAUACACACAUUCACUUCCCAGAGUAAGAUGAUCCCACAUGGAUUUGAAUAUCAACAUGAACACAGUGAGCUUAGCAUAAAGACUGAAAGCCAGCCAGGCUGUGUCCACAGUGAAACAAGACUAAUGCCGUUAUUCACACGGUGUAUAUUGUCUGUUUAACCUGUAUACUAAGAAAAAUGUAAAAACGUCAUUUAGUGGUUUUAGAGAGAAUAAGGAGGUGGAACUGUUUCUUGACGAACAGCAGAUUAUCCAUUUACACCUCACGCCCAUGUUGCAUCUGUUGCUAUAGACAGUCACAAUGUUCGUUCACAAUCAUUUCCAAAUAGAAAACCCCUGUGUCAGGUAUGUAAAAUGAAAAGACUGAACGAACGCUGCCUCAGUAGGUUAGUUUUUAGCAUCAUUAAAAAAGGCCCACCUAAAAACAACGUUGUCAGUCACAUCCCACUGUGUGUUUGCUGUUUUCAAUUUUUUUCACAGCUUUAUCUUGCUGUCAGACAGCCCUGUCCUAUGAGACACUCAAAGCCAUCAGUUUCCAUUGACAAAAACAGUCGUUUUACAUAGCAGAAUGCUAGGGUUGCAGGUCUACUGUUAACUCCAUCAGUCAUGGUAAAGCAAAGAUUCCUAAUACAGCGGACUAUAGCAAAUUGUUACAUUUCAGUUCAUCAACAGGUUAAACAAGGUCAGGAGCUGUGGAUCAAGAGGUGGCACAAUUGGGUGACUGGGCAUAUCUUAGCUCACCUUCCAGCUCUGCAUGUUUUUUGAGACUUUUGCCACAUUCCAGGUAGGAGGCAUCCAAGCCAAAAGCUGUGGGUUUAUUUACUCUUUAACAAGGCAAGGCAAGGCAAGGCAAGUUUAUUUGUAUAGCACAUUUCCGCAACAAGGCAAUUCAAGGUGCUUCACACAG